Molecule: messenger RNA, 1527 nt
Organism: Eucalyptus grandis
Lineage: Eukaryota; Viridiplantae; Streptophyta; Magnoliopsida; Myrtales; Myrtaceae
Product: protein CHUP1, chloroplastic-like
Exons: 2
Coding region: 166-1509 (447 amino acids)
Biological process (GO): chloroplast organization
Cellular component (GO): chloroplast outer membrane
Source: RefSeq, a predicted model, not a curated record
UUUAGGCAGCAGCUUUAUAGCAACACCGUUCAUGAAUUCCUUUACCUCAAAGGUUGUCCACCCAAUUCACAAUCGAACUACUUGCUGUUUCAUACCUCCUUUAAUAGUCCGCGUUCGAUUCGGUCGCCAAAAGGGUUCGAUCGAAACGAGCCGGAUUGCUUCGGGAUGGAUAGUACAUCGUCAAAACCGGAGAUCAUGAUCAUGAAGCCUGUGUUUCUGAAGGCCGGAGUGCCUCUAGCUCUAUCCAUGGCGGGUUUCAUGUGCGCUAGGAUCAUGUGGAGAAGAAGCUGCAGCAUGCAAUCUAAAGCUUCUUCGUCGCAAGGCCAGGUGAAUUCGAGCGUCUCUGACGGUGAAGAUGGUGGAUAUGAUGAGCAUGAGACCUCUCGCAGCUUGAAUUCCUCGUGUACAGACUCGAUAGAAGACGAAGAGCGAUUGGUGGCGAAUCCACAAUCUUUGAUAGGAAGCUCCUUCCGAAUUUGGGAAGGAGAAGAGAUCUUAGCCCUGAGAAACACGGUCAGGGACCUUCAGGAGAGAGAGCUGGAGCUGGAGAUGCAGUUUCUCCAGUACUGCAAUUUGAAGGAGCGAGAAUCGGUCUUGAUGGAGAUGGGACAAGCGUUGCGAUUGGGGAUGUCUCAGCUCGAGCUUCUGGACAGGGAGGUUUUGCACAUGGAAGAAGAGAACAAGCGGAUUGCCGACAUGGCCGCCGAAUAUUUCAAGGUCAUGGAGGAGCUUCGCCAUUGGAAGUCUAAGAAUGAGAGGCUUCUUAGGAUAGUGAGGAAGCUCCAGAGGAAAGUGAAGCAGCAGUCGAGGGUCUUGCGAGAGAAUGAUCAGAGGAUCAAAGAGAGAGAAGGGGAAAUAUUGAAGAUCCAGAGAGCUCUCGAAUCAAAGACGAACGAUGUCAAGAGAAUGGAGGGUGAGAUUGAUAGGCUAAGGGCCAUGUUGGAUCGAUCAGAGCGGGAGAAAAAUGAGCUUAUGAUUGAAUUGAGUUCAGCAAGAACAUCAGCUCCGCCACUCUCCGAGACCGGAGCAGAAGCAACAUCGACGGAAGAUUGCAGUCGCCUGUUGAAGGAAAUAGAGCAGCUCCGAACAGAGCGAGCGGCGGAAGAGAAGGAACUGAUUCACCUGAGAUGGAGCAACGCUUGCCUGAGGCAUGAAUUGACGAAGAGCCCCCAUGUCCAUGAGCAGGAUAUGGCGAAGAGCCAUUCUUCUGAAUUGGCCCUCACGGUUUCGACUAAUAGUCAAGACUGCGACUACCUGGAUGAGCUGAAAAGGUCGAAUUCCGCAAAUGCCGGGUACUCCUCUCACGCAGGAACUGGCAAUCAAGGCCACUCGAAAAAGGUGAAGAUUCUGCACAAGCUCAAGAAAUGGGUGGAGGGGAACGACAAGACGAACGCGAAAGAAGCGGAGAAAGUGAAGCACGAGAUCGGGUGCUUUACGAGGCAUUCGACUGCAGAUGAUGCAGAGGAGGAGCGCACAGCCCAGGCAAGAAGAUCGGGUUCCAGCCCAUAAAUACGGCUGCGACCGAAG